Mesocricetus auratus (golden hamster) is the source of this 239-nucleotide messenger RNA. RefSeq names its product 40S ribosomal protein S29-like. The coding region runs from base 1 to 171 and encodes 56 amino acids. The record is from RefSeq and is a predicted model, not a curated record. Lineage: Eukaryota; Metazoa; Chordata; Mammalia; Rodentia; Cricetidae. Gene Ontology annotation, molecular function: zinc ion binding; structural constituent of ribosome. The transcript has a single exon. Gene Ontology annotation, cellular component: cytosolic small ribosomal subunit.
AUGGGUCACCAGCACCUCCACUGGAGUCACCCACAGAAGUUCGGUCAGGGCUCUCACUCUUGCCUCAUCUGCUAUAACCGCCACGACCUGAUCCAGAAAUAUGGGCUGAGCAUGUGCCAUCAGUGUUUCUGUCAGUACUUGAAGGGCAUAGGCUUCAUUAAGUUGGACUAAUGAACCUUGAAUGGAUUAUUCAAGACUGUCUACCCAGUGAAACAGAUCAUGCUAGUCUUUGUACAUAA